Molecule: messenger RNA, 1939 nt
Organism: Alosa alosa (allis shad)
Lineage: Eukaryota; Metazoa; Chordata; Actinopteri; Clupeiformes; Clupeidae
Gene: poc5
Product: POC5 centriolar protein homolog (Chlamydomonas)
Exons: 13
Coding region: 153-1901 (582 amino acids)
Cellular component (GO): centrosome
Source: RefSeq, a predicted model, not a curated record
AUUAGCUCAUACUCAUGCAGUUAACAAUUUGAAACUGCCAGGUUGAAAUAAAAGUUACUGAUUCUGAUUUCGACUGAGUGAGUGUUGUUUACUGACUACCAGUUCCAAGAAGGAAAAGAGAAAUAUUAGGAAAACGGCACGACUGCCAAGAGAUGUCCUCUGAUGAGGGGGAACCAAGCAGUCCAGCUCUGCCUAAGGAUUCAGAUCAAGGGAGCUCGGUGUCCUCAGAGUUGCAGGAUGAGUAUGAGGAGCUCCUGAGGCAUGCUGUGGUCACUCCCAAGUUUGAGCCAAGCACACCAUCCCAGCUGCUUCAAAUGUCACAACUCUCUGCAUCUGGACCAAUUUCUCACCUCCUGGAGGGCCGGCGAUCUCAACCUACUGAAGAGGAUAGUGGAAGACACUCGGGAAGAGGGGUGACCUCUACCAGGGCAACUCCUCUUGAUCGGGAUUCCUCUCAUGUCCAAGCAUCAGAAGACAUGGAGAUGCUGGGCAGAUCUCCCGGUAAUGAGAGUGUACCAGAGAGACAGCAGACUGCUUCAGAGACUUCCAGGCAAAGCAGCCCGGAUGCUGUCAUCACCGUGGAGACUGAGGUGUCCGUCUCGGAGGAGAACAUGACCAGAAUGGAAAACGUCUUGGAUAUGUGGAAUGACAAUCUGAAGACCAACGUGCUGAUGGAGCUGAGAAAGUGGAAGCUGGCGUAUGCCGAGCAGCAUAAGCUGGCGCUGAGGAAGGAGAGGGAGAAGCACGCGGCCGACAUGGUUGCCGUGAACGCAGAUAUGGAUGGGCUAAAGGACCUGCUGCACACGUACGAGCUCUCCAGUCAGAGGAAGGAUGAGGUGAUUAAGAACCUGAGCUACGCACUUGACAGACAGCGGGAGCGGCUGGAGAUGAUGAGGUCGUUCACGCAGUGGAGGCUCCGCCACGGCGCUCUCCGAGAGGAGGCCCAGGGUGGCAAGAUGGCCGAGCAGCACUACCAGCAACAGCUGAAGAAGAAGGUGUGGGCCGCCUGGCACUCUCUCAUCUCCAGCCGCUGGAAGGAGCGCAUGGAGCGGGCGUGCCGCGCCCGCGCCGAGGAGGUCUGCGUGCAGCUCUCCAACGACUACGAGACCAAGAUGGCUGAGAACGUGGAGGCGCUGCAGAAAGCACAAGCGGAGAUCCAGAAGCUGCACCUGGAGCGCGAUCGCUACGAGGACUCCAUGAAGAAGGCCUUCAUGCGCGGCGUGUGCGCCCUCAACAUGGAGGCCCUGAGCAUGUUCCAUGGGGGAGAGGGCCGGCCCCAGGAGCAUGAUGCUCCUCCCCCACGGGAUGAUCCGAGCUUCGGCUCAUUGGCCGGCCUGCAGCCUCGGCCCACCUCUUCCUUCUCUGACGUGGCGUUCGCCAUGGAGACCCAGGCCGCAGCGCUGGCCCCAUCCUGCAGUGACGCGGACAGGAUGUCUCCUGGUCCAGGCCCCAGUCUGUUCCUCUCCCACAUGGGCCCAGACUCCAGUAUGGGGCUGCCCAGAGCCGAAGCCCUCCCUCCCUCCUCCACCACCAGUACUACAGGGAGUAGCGCCGUACCACUAGGGGGGACUGUAACAUCCCACAGACAGUUCAGCGGCCGAGCAACUUCGGGAGGUCCACAGAGACCAAGCAGGACAGUGACUGCUCGUGUGACCGGACACACAGACAUGACCCGGACCCACAUGCCCAGCAGCCUACGGGUCACACGCACGGGCCAAUCAAGGAGCUCUGUAGUCGUGGAGCGUCAUCAUCCAGUUACUCAGUUCACAGUGGAGCAGACGGCAGCAGCCAGGUACCCACGCUCCAUUCAUCAGGCCCAGGCUCUCCCAGGCAGCAGGAGCUCCAGGGACCCCCGCGCCCACUCUAGCGCUCACAUCCACACUGUCAAAGUGGUGGAGUGAACUCACACACACACACACAGAAACAAAUGCACACUGAU